Ilex paraguariensis (yerba mate) is the source of this 333-nucleotide messenger RNA. The record is from the annotation of a GenBank genome assembly. Lineage: Eukaryota; Viridiplantae; Streptophyta; Magnoliopsida; Aquifoliales; Aquifoliaceae.
AUGCCACUGAUCCUAGGGUACACUGAUGUUCGAUUUAACUGUUUGGUUAUGAUGUUCUGGUUAUUUCUAAUUGGGCUUGAUCGAUAUGGGAAGGGUGACUGGAGAAGCAUUUCAAGAAAUGUGGUUGUAACAACACCAACCCAAGUAGCUAGCCAUGCCCAAAAAUACUACCUUCGACAGACCUUGGUGAAUAAGGAGAGGAAGAGGUCAAGCAUCCAUGACAUGACCACCACUGCAGAUAGCACUACUGUACCUCCUCCAAGCAAUUUCCAUCAUCAAGGACAAGGAGGGUCCUUGGGUUAUCAGAACCCCAACUUUCCUACGCAAGGAUGA